Molecule: messenger RNA, 1613 nt
Organism: Nicotiana tabacum (common tobacco)
Lineage: Eukaryota; Viridiplantae; Streptophyta; Magnoliopsida; Solanales; Solanaceae
Product: ubiquitin receptor RAD23b
Biological process (GO): proteasome-mediated ubiquitin-dependent protein catabolic process; nucleotide-excision repair
Cellular component (GO): nucleoplasm; cytosol
Molecular function (GO): ubiquitin binding; polyubiquitin modification-dependent protein binding; damaged DNA binding
Source: RefSeq, a predicted model, not a curated record
GUUGAAAAUUGAAAGCCCCACCCAAGCGCUGAAUUCUCAAAUUCUUUAUAUUCCAAAAACUUGGAAAGCAGUGUCGUGUUGGAGGGGAGUGGCAGCCGAUCCAUAGCAGCAUUUGGAGUUUCUAGGGUUUCGUUCUUUUUUGUGAAGCCCUGUUCUUUUCUCACUCCUAAUUGGCAGAAAUGAAGCUCACUGUAAAGACUCUCAAAGGCAGUCACUUCGAAAUUAGGGUUCAGCCCUCCGAUACCAUUAUGGCUGUCAAAAAACACAUUGAAGAUGUGCAAGGAAAAGAUAAUUACCCAUGUGGGCAGCAGUUGCUGAUUCACAAUGGUAAAGUGCUGAAGGAUGAAAGUACGUUAGUGGAAAACAAAGUCUCUGAGGAUGGUUUCCUCGUUGUCAUGCUUAGCAAGAGCAAAACUGCUAGCUCAAGUGGGACAACAUCUGCUCAGCAGCCAUCAGUUACUGCAGCUAAUCCUACUCCAGCACCUGAAGUGACUCCGCCAUCACAGGCCCCAAAGAAUGUUGCAUCAGCUUCUGAUGCUGCAGCAGCUAGUCUUCCAACUGAUGAUUAUAGUCAAGCUGCGUCAAAUCUAGUUGCUGGCAAUAAUCUUGAGCAGACAAUACAACAAAUUAUGGAUAUGGGUGGCGGCAGCUGGGACAAAGAGACAGUUACACGUGCACUUCGAGCAGCUUAUAACAAUCCUGAAAGAGCUGUUGAUUACUUAUAUUCAGGAAUUCCUGAAACAGCCGAAGUCGCUGCACCGGUUGCUCAUGGUGGAGUUAAUUCUGCAGCUGGGACUACUGCAGCGCCUACUGCACCUUCCUCUGGCGGACCUAAUUCUGCUCCUUUAAAUUUGUUUCCUCAGGAGAAUGUUGCUGGUGCUAACGGUGCUGGUCUUGGAUCCCUUGAUUUUCUCAGGAACAACCAACAGUUCCAAGCUUUACGUUCUAUGGUUCAAGCUAACCCACAAAUUUUACAACCUAUGCUUCAGGAACUAGGAAAGCAAAAUCCUCAACUUUUAAGAUCUAUACAGGAGCAUCAUCAAGAGUUUCUUCAAUUAAUUAAUGAACCUGUAGAUGGUUCCGACGGGGACAUCUUUGAUCAGGCUGAACAAGAGAUACCCCACACAGUUAGUGUCACACCAGAAGAGCAGGCGGUGAUUGAGCGACUGGAGGCAAUGGGUUUUGAUAGAGCUCUUGUCAUUGAGGCUUUUUUGGCUUGUGAUCGCAAUGAGGAACUAGCCGCAAAUUAUCUGUUGGAGCAUGCAGGAGAUUACGAAGAUUAAGUGGCAACGUAUUUUAGCAGUAUUUUUUUGCAUUCACCAACAGGUUUUGGGUAGUUUUAUAGUACUCGAGAUGGAUUGUAAAGGAGGUUUUACUUUAAUGAUUAAUCGUUGGAUCCAAAAAUUCUCCCCAAUUGGGGAAGCUUAACUUGUUAGCUUUUCUUUUUAUUCACACUUUGUCCGCAAGAAGGAGAUCCUCAUUGUUUUCCCAAAAGAAACCGAAAAGAAAGUUACUUUUGGAUUUCGUUCCAAGAUGUAAAAACCAGCCAGAGACAAAUUCGCUGCAUGUAUUAUCAUGUUAGCAAUAGAUAAUAAAUCAUUUCUAGUACUGCA